AUGAGCAGGUCAGGUCAGCCUCCGGAUCUCAAAAAGUACAUGGACAAGAAGCUUCAAAUCAAGCUGAAUGCAAAUCGGAUGGUUGUUGGAACACUUCGUGGUUUUGACCAAUUCAUGAAUCUAGUGGUUGACAACACCGUAGAAGUGAAUGGCAAUGAAAAGAAUGAUAUAGGCAUGGUGGUGAUCCGGGGAAAUAGUGUGGUUACUGUUGAAGCACUUGAGCCAGUGGCCAAAAAUAUGCAGUGA
This is a messenger RNA of Prunus armeniaca (apricot), 246 nucleotides long. Lineage: Eukaryota; Viridiplantae; Streptophyta; Magnoliopsida; Rosales; Rosaceae. The record is from the annotation of a GenBank genome assembly.